UGAGGGACCUUUUUUCCAUCCUACCCUUAUCCCUCAAUUCGCUAAUUGCUCUCUCUGUCUUCCCCUAAUUCCGAAUUAGCCCCCAAUUCUAGGGUUUCCCUUCACCGGCCACUACCCUCCUCUUCCCUCUCAAUUUCCGGGAUUCAAUAUUCUCAACCUUUACCUCAACCGAAAUGUCAUCAUGCAAUUCAAUUUUGCAGUCCUCUUGUGACUUUGGUAUAUGCAGACGCUUGUCAUGGGUAGAGACUCAUUAGAUGAGCUUGUUGGCACCACAUCAGAAAAUUUCGGAACUUCUGACAAUAUUUUGGGAUGGCAAAGGGGAAGCUUAUAUUAAUUUGCCAAUCUGGUGGUGAGUUUUUGAAGGACGAUGAUGGAUCCUUGAAAUAUGCUGGAGGGGAGGCACAGGCAGUAAAUGUUAAUUGUGAAACGCUGUUUGAUGCUCUCAAGUUAAAAUUAGCUGAAAUGUGUAAUUUGGAAUAUAAAACCGUUUCCAUCAAGUACUUCCUUCCCGGAAACACUCGGACACUCAUCACUUUGUCAAAUGACAAAGACCUAAAAAGGAUGCUUGACUUCCAUGGGGAUUCAGUAAUAGCAGAUGUUUUUGUUAUGGGAACAGAAGGUUUUAACGGUGAUACCUUGAACAUAUUCACCAACAGUAAUACUUGCAGGGAGACUGGCAUAAAAGUAGCCGAGUCUGUGAACUGUGUUGUUGCACCCAAAGCUGCUGUGACUACAUCACCAGUUGAUGCUUCUGGUCCUGUGGGUACUUCUGCUGCUUGCGUUGCCACUAGGAGGACUAAAGCACGAAAGAAGGCUACUCCUGCUUUUACUGACUCAGUAACAGGUGUUGAUGCAACUGAAAGGAGGAGGCCCACUAAAGCAACUACAACCUCAAAUACUCCUCAUGAUGAUAGUGAUAAUUCCAGUGCUCCUCUGUACUCUCCUGCUAAUGUUGCUGCUAAGUCAAACGAUCACAACUUAAUUGAAGUAGAUAUGGGUACUACCCCCGCAGAUACCGUUAAGAAACGAAGACGUAUUGCCUCCUGGAAAGUUGGAGUCAAUGGCUCGACCAUUGUUGCUGUCCCUGAUGAUGAUGAUGCUGGGGACAAAAGACCACGAAAAAAGAAUAGUCGAAGUUUGGUGGCUGAUGAUGACAUGAGGCAAGAAGGGGAAGAAGUAGCUGGAGAAGAUGAUUUUGGUACUCCUCUUCUUCCCAACUCUGACGAUGUCUCUCUGGAAGAACUAAUUGCAUCUUGGAAAGAUGGUAUUACUGGUAUUGAUCAGGAUUUCAAAAAUGUGUAUGAGUUUCGCGAUGCAUUGCAGAAAUAUUCCAUUGCACAUUGCUUUGUGUACAGGUUAAAGAAUAAUGACAGUAAUCAUGCAAGUGGGGUAUGUGUAGUUGAAGGUUGUUCUUGGAGGAUUCAUGCAUCUUGGGUCCCGGCUGCUGCGUCAUUUAGGAUUAAAAAGUUCAAUAAUUCACACACAUGUGCAGGGGAAUCUUGGAAGUCCGCUCAUCCAACAAAGAAUUGGUUGGUGAAUAUAAUCAAGGACAAGUUACGAGAUUUCCCAUAUCAGAAACCCAAGGACAUUGCUAAUGGCAUUUUACGGGACUUUGGUAUUGAAUUGAACUAUACACAUGUACGGCGUGGAAUUGUUGAUGCUAGGGAACAACUUCAGGGCUCAUAUAAGGAGGCAUAUAAUCAGUUAUCUUGGUACUGUGAGAAGAUCAUGGAGACAAAUCCGGGUAGCUUUGUUAAGCUCGCAAUUGGUGAUGACAAAAGAUUUCAAUGCUUUUUCUUAUCCUUUCAUGCCUCGAUACAUGGUUUCCAAGAAGGUUGCCGUCCCCUUCUUUUCCUCGAAUCUACAUCCCUAAAAUCUAAGUGUCAUGAGGUUCUACUGACAGCAACCGCACUGGAUGCGGAUGAUGGUUUCUUUCCAGUUGCUUUUGCUAUAGUUGAUGUUGAGAAUGAUGAUAAUUGGCACUGGUUUUUGGAACAUUUGAAAUCAGCAUUGCCAGUUUCAGGAUCUGUAACUUUUGUUUCUGAUAGGGAGAAGGGGUUAAAGGAGUUAGUUUUUAAAGUAUUCGAGAAUGCUUGUCUUGGUUACUCCAUGUACCACCUUUUGGAAAGCUUCAAAAAAAGCUUAAAGGGUCCUUUCCAUGGGGAUGGGAAAGGUUCCUUACCUGGCAAUUUUGUAGCUGCUGCCCACGCAGUCCGUCUUCUUGGUUUCAAAAAGUAUACCGAGCAAAUUAAGCUGGUCUCUUCUGAUGCUUACAAUUGGGUCAUGCAAAUUGAGCCAGAAUAUUGGACAAGCACAUCAUUUAAGGGUGAGCGUCAUAACCAAAUUACACAAAAUGUUGCAGAGUUGUACAUUAAGUCGAUGGAGGAAGUGCGGGAAUCACCUAUAACACAGAAGAUAGAAGCGCUAAUACGUAUGAUUACAGAGUUGAUAAAUACACGUCGAAUGGAUUCAAGUAUGUGGCCUAUGAAACUUACUCCAUCAAAAAAGGAAAAGCUACAUGAAGAAAUUGUUGACGCACGCGGCCUUAAGGUGUUAAUGUCAUCUGAUGCCCUAUUUGAAGUUCACAAUGAUGCCAAUCACGUUGUAAAUCUUAAUAAAUGGGAGUGCACUUGCCUGGGGUGGCAAACUACAGGGCUACCUUGCCGCCACACUAUUGCUGUUCUCAAUCACACGUGCAGGAGCUUGUAUGAUUAUUGUUCAAAGUACUUCACCGUAGAUAGCUUCCAUUUAACAUAUUCUGAGUCCAUAAGCCCUGUGGCUGCUGUUGUCGAGCCUGCGGAGGAAGAGACUGCCUCGGACAUCGUGCAUGUGCUUCCUCCUUGUCCCUCCUCCCGAUCACGAAGUCAACCAAAGGCAAAAGAGGCCAACAUGCCAGAACAAACUACAAGGGUAGAUUCAUGCACCAACAGCAAGGAAGCAGGGCAUAAUAAAGAUUCUUGUGAGGCUAAAGAGGCCAAUGUUCUAGAACCGACGACAACGGUAGAUUCAUGCACGAACAGCAAGGAAGCAGGGCAUAAUAAAGAUUCUUGGGAGGCUAAAGAGGCCAAUGUUCUGGAACCGACGACAACGGUAGAUUCAUGCACGAAAAGCAAGGAAGCAGGGCAUAAUAAAGAUUCUUGUGAGGCUAAAGAGGCCAAUGUUCUGGAACCGACGACAAUGGUAGAUUCAUGCACGAACAGCAGGGAAGCAGGGCAUAAUAAAGAUUCUUGUGAGGCUAAAGAGGCCAAUGUUCUGGAACUGACGACAAUGGUAGAUUCAUGCACGAACAGCAAGGAAGCAGGGCAUAAUAAAGAUUCUUGUGAGGCUAAAGAGGCCAAUGUUCUGGAACCGAUGACAAUGGUAGAUUCAUGCACGAACAGCAAGGAAGCAGGGCGUAAUAAAGAUUCUUGUGAGGCUAAAGAGGCCAAUGUUCUGGAACCGACGACAAUGGUAGAUUCAUGCACCAACAGCAAGGAAGCAGGGCAUAAUAAAGAUUCUUGUGAGGCUAAAGAGGCCAAUGUUCUGGAACCAACGACAAGGGUAGAUUUUUGCACUAACUGCGAGGAAGCAGGGGAUAACAAAGCUGAUUGCGAGGCUACGUUGUAGCUUCUGUGCUUCCUCUUGUAUGGUAUUAUUCUGUACAUUUCUCUAUAAUCAAUUACUGAGGUAGUCUCAUUUAUUCAGCAAGUUGAAUAUGCACUUCUGUCACUAAUGGAAUUGUAUGUUGUAGUUUUAGCAUUGUCUUAAACUCUCUUGUUGGCUUUCCAACAACUAAUUUAAGAAUUUCUUUUUCAAGUUUUUGAGUUUCUAUCAA
Messenger RNA from Camellia sinensis, 3814 nucleotides. RefSeq lists its product as uncharacterized. Gene Ontology annotation, molecular function: protein binding; zinc ion binding. The record is from RefSeq and is a predicted model, not a curated record. NCBI's taxonomy places the organism in Eukaryota, Viridiplantae, Streptophyta, Magnoliopsida, Ericales, Theaceae.